Sapajus apella (tufted capuchin) is the source of this 4399-nucleotide messenger RNA. It is a transcript of the gene POU3F2, whose product is annotated as POU class 3 homeobox 2. The coding region runs from base 303 to 1634 and encodes 443 amino acids. NCBI's taxonomy places the organism in Eukaryota, Metazoa, Chordata, Mammalia, Primates, Cebidae. The transcript has a single exon. Gene Ontology annotation, biological process: brain development; regulation of transcription by RNA polymerase II. Gene Ontology annotation, molecular function: RNA polymerase II cis-regulatory region sequence-specific DNA binding; DNA-binding transcription factor activity, RNA polymerase II-specific. Gene Ontology annotation, cellular component: nucleus. The record is from RefSeq and is a predicted model, not a curated record.
CUGGAGAGAGCAGGGAGAGGGGGGAGCGCCGAGCUAGUCAGAGAGUGAGCGAGAGCGAGAAGGAGGGAGAGGAGGAGAAAGAGAGCGAGGGCGCGCGGGCGGGCGGGAGGCGGCGGCGGCGGCGGCAGCAGCAGUAAUAGCAGGAGCAGCAACAGAAGGCGUCGGAGCGGGCGUCGGAGCUGCCCGCUGGGGGAGAGAGAGGAGAGAGAAAGAGCGAGCGACGAGAGGGAGCCCGAGGCGAAAAAGUAACUGUCAAAUGCGCGGCUCCUUUAACCGGAGCGCUCAGUCCGGCUCCGAGAGUCAUGGCGACCGCAGCGUCUAACCACUACAGCCUGCUCACCUCCAGCGCCUCCAUCGUUCACGCCGAGCCGCCCGGCGGCAUGCAGCAGGGCGCGGGGGGCUACCGCGAAGCGCAGAGCCUGGUGCAGGGCGACUACGGCGCGCUGCAGAGCAACGGACACCCGCUUAGCCACGCUCACCAGUGGAUCACAGCGCUGUCCCACGGCGGCGGCGGCGGGGGCGGCGGCGGCGGCGGGGGGGGCGGGGGCGGCGGCGGGGGCGGUGGCGACGGCUCCCCGUGGUCCACCAGCCCCCUGGGCCAGCCGGACAUCAAGCCCUCGGUGGUGGUGCAGCAGGGCGGCCGCGGCGACGAGCUGCACGGGCCGGGCGCCCUGCAGCAGCAGCACCAGCAGCAGCAGCAGCAACAGCAGCAGCAACAGCAGCAACAGCAGCAGCAGCAGCAGCAGCAGCGGCCGCCGCAUCUGGUGCACCACGCCGCUAACCACCACCCGGGGCCCGGGGCAUGGAGGAGCGCGGCGGCUGCAGCGCACCUCCCACCCUCCAUGGGAGCGUCCAACGGCGGCUUGCUCUACUCGCAGCCCAGCUUCACCGUGAACGGCAUGCUGGGCGCCGGCGGGCAGCCAGCCGGGCUGCACCACCACGGCCUGCGGGACGCGCACGACGAGCCGCACCAUGCAGACCACCACCCGCACCCGCACUCGCACCCGCACCAGCAGCCGCCGCCCCCGCCGCCCCCACAGGGUCCGCCUGGCCACCCAGGCGCGCACCACGACCCGCACUCGGACGAGGACACGCCGACCUCGGACGACCUGGAGCAGUUCGCCAAGCAGUUCAAGCAGCGGCGGAUCAAACUGGGAUUUACCCAAGCGGACGUGGGGCUGGCGCUGGGUACCCUGUAUGGCAACGUGUUCUCGCAGACCACCAUCUGCAGGUUUGAGGCCCUGCAGCUGAGCUUCAAGAACAUGUGCAAGCUGAAGCCUUUGUUGAACAAGUGGUUGGAGGAGGCGGACUCUUCCUCGGGCAGCCCCACGAGCAUAGACAAGAUCGCAGCGCAAGGGCGCAAGCGGAAAAAGCGGACCUCCAUCGAGGUGAGCGUCAAGGGGGCUCUGGAGAGCCAUUUCCUCAAAUGCCCCAAGCCCUCGGCCCAGGAGAUCACCUCCCUCGCGGACAGCUUACAGCUGGAGAAGGAGGUGGUGAGAGUUUGGUUUUGUAACAGGAGACAGAAAGAGAAAAGGAUGACCCCUCCCGGAGGGACUCUGCCGGGCGCCGAGGAUGUGUACGGGGGGAGUAGGGACACGCCACCACACCACGGGGUGCAGACGCCCGUCCAGUGAACUCGAGCUGGGGGGAGGGGCAGAGCGCGGGGCUCCCCCUCCCUUUGGGUCCUUGGCCCUUUCCCGGCCCUCUUGUUCCCUCUCUAACUUCUGAUUGUUCUUUUAUUUUUAAUUAUUAUUUCCCCAUCCCUUAAAAAGAAAAAAAAAUUAAGGAAAAAGGAAAGCAACUAAGACACUGGACUAUCCUUUAAAGGUAGCAGGUGUAAUGAUGUGUUUUGACCUUUGCAGGCGAGUAACCAGGCAAUGGAGGGGAGUGUCUCCUGGAGAGAAUGAGGAGAGUGUGUGAUAGAUAGAAAGAGAAAGAGAUAGAGAGAUGGCAAGCACUGAGAUAAAUACCUGGCAAAACUAAAUAGAUUACCAAAAAGGAAAAAAAUGUCCACCAAACCAUGAUAAACACAAAACGCAGCUUCCUGAUGCUUGGAGUUGGCACAUGCUGCUGUGUUUAUUUGAUGUGGAUUCCCAUCAGGAAAGAGGAAAAAAUACACACUUUCUCUGAUAUAGGUAAAAUUUAAACACAUAAAUUUGCACUGCAAGAAAAUCGAAGUUUACAUGAACAAAUUCGUGAACAUAUUUUCUCUUUCUCCCGACCGUUAAUUUGGGAAUUGCCGUUUUGGGGGAUUUUGUUUUGUUUUGCUUUAUUCAUCUGAGAGAGUUGAAGCCAGCUCUUGGCCACUCUCCAUUUCUAAUGUUCUUGUGUUGCCCCUUGUUCUUACUGUUUGUGAACUUUGGUUACCUUCAGAUUCCCCUUAUGUGGGUGUAACAUCUAUUUGUUCCUCUUACCAAAGCAAAACGAUUGGCUUCAUACAAAAUACAUAAUUCUCUGCUUUCAGGAAAUGUGCAUGGUCUACCUGCUUUGUCCAAGGCAAGAAUCCAGUUUGGAAUAUAAAAAUAAGAGUCAAGCAUUGGUUGUUGUUACCAGCCACAAAGUAAACUUCAUUUUCAGGCAGUGUUUCUGGGGGAGGUUAUGGAGGGAAGAAAAAAGAAAAAUCGAUAGUGAGUGACUGAUUGCUUCAUUUUAUCAGGCGGGCCCAUUGUGAAAGAGCUCAGAGGAAAUGUGGAGGUUAAAUAUAUUCCCAGAGUUGUCCAGCAGAAAGAAAGUGGCACUUUGAAGAGAACUAGGGAAAUACAUAGCUUCAGAUAUCCCUAUAUAGUUCUCUACCUUCAGUUUUAAUACUAUUAUGAAGAAUUAUUUGUGCUGACAGCAGCAGUAAACUUUGUUUCUCUAAUUUUUUUUACAUUAAAAAAAUGAUCCAGGAACUUAAUAGUGUAUGCAUAAAACUGUGUUUUUUAACACACAAAUACCCACAGCAUACACAGAUGAUCUCCACAAAGUAGACAGGUUUUGUCUUCACUAGCUCAUUUGUUUAUCAAGUCAUAUUUAGGGUCCCACACCCUCUUUUCCUGUAAUUUAUUGCAGAAUAUACCACUUUGACUUGGACAGCUUUCUCCCCCUCUUUCACUAAGGAAAGCAAAUGAAGUGGGGGGAAAAUGCCAUUUUCAAUCCUUCCUUUCUCCCCUUUGUUAAUAGUUUUAAGUGCAUUUUUGAUCUUAUCUUGAUGGAAAAUGGUUAACUCAAAUACAAAAGACUCUACUGGAAAGUGUAGGUGAAAAAACUUGUAACUGUAUUGAAAAUAAAUACCAUUAAACUGUGAUCAGUUAAAAUUUAAAAGAGAAAUCAGCACAAAAGGGCGCUAAAAGGGAAAACACUUUUUAUUAAUCUUAAAAGUUUGGGGUUUUUUUUUCCAGUUAGGUAUUAGAUAAAUUUUUAUUUUAAAAAAUGAAAUUCUCACUACCAUAAAAUUAUGGUUCAGCAUCAGAUUAGCAUUGCACUCAGUAGUCUUUAAGGUUUUAGGAAAUAUGCUUUAUAUUGUCUUUUCAAACACCUGUGAUUGUUUCAUUUUCAAUGUUUUUGCAAGAUAAAUGGUGACUUAUAAUGGGCAUAUUUAUUUGCCUGUAUUUCAUUUCCCCCAAUGAAUGUCGCAAGGAGAUGGGCACGGAGCUGCUUCUGGUGCAUCACGCUGCUCGUUCCUGAGGUAUGGGGACUGGCCUUUAGUGAAGCAAUCCAGAGCAGGGCAAAUAGCCACUGGUAAAGGGAGGAAAUGAAUUUUCAGAUACUUAUUACCAAGUAGGUAAGGUCAGAAGCUGGAGUUUAGAGGAUGUGUCUACAGCUUCUCUGACUCUUAUAGGUUUACUAAGAUGAAAGUUACCACUGAACCUUACCACUAUGUAUAUAUGUUUAAUAUCUGUCUUUUGAAAUGCAGAAAUAGUUUAAAUGUUUCUUUGUCUAUUUUUCUUUUUUUUUAAUGCUACCCAGGGAAAUAUUUUCAUAUCAUUUUUAAGUGGCCUGCCUCAAUGUAUAUUUAUUUCUUUUGAAGCAAAAAGGUUCUGGAAACUGUUUUUCUGUAGCUUUAAAUGAAUAGGUGAGCAAAAUCUAUAUGGGAUGUAAUUUUUUUGUUCAGUCUCUUAAAAAAUACUUUGUUUUGGUACAUUUGGUUGUGCUUGUGGGGAAAAAUAAAAACGCAGAGAUCCUUAUAUAUUUAUGUUAAAGUAAUAUUUUAUUAUCUACAUAAAACAGAAAUGCACAAUACCUUCAUAGUUUGUUCUAAUUAUUGAAAUAUCUUUAUUUUAUUUUUAAAGAUAAUGCCAAGUUUUAAGGGGGGAAAACCCUAGACUUUAAAUUGACUGAGUUGAGUUGUGUGUAAAACACUUCCCUUCCUUUAUACUUCAUAAAGUUUUGGAAUAAAUUUUAUGCAUAUACCGCCAGA